AUGAUGACAGAUUAUCGGAGAAGCCCUGACACUUUUCUCAUUUCGGUUCUCUUUGAAGGCUUCUUCUCUUCACAUUUAGCUAUAUUAGCUGGCUCCAUUUCAGGAAUGGCCGUAUAA
This is a messenger RNA of Brugia malayi, 117 nucleotides long. RefSeq lists its product as uncharacterized. The transcript is spliced from 2 exons. The record is from RefSeq and is a predicted model, not a curated record. Lineage: Eukaryota; Metazoa; Nematoda; Chromadorea; Rhabditida; Onchocercidae. The coding region runs from base 1 to 117 and encodes 38 amino acids.